AUGUUCACCUUUUCUUUUUAUACCGCUCUUUUUCUUUCUUUCUUUCUUUCUUUCUUGAAGUAUACUAUAAUGUUCACCUUUUCUUUUUAUAUCCCUCUUUUUGUUUCUUUCUUUCUUUCUUUCUUUCUUGAAUAUACUAUACUGUUAACCUUUUCUUUUUAUACCUUUCUGUUUCUUUCUUUCUUAAUGUAUUCUAUAAUGUUCACCUUUUCUUUUUAUACAUAUCUUUUUCUUUCUUUCUUUCUUUCUUUCUUUCUUUCUUUCUUUCUUUCUUUCUUUCUUUCUUUCUUUCUUAAAGUAUUCUAUAGUGUUCACCUUUUCUUUUUAUACCGCUCUUUUUUUUUCUUUCUUUCUUUCUUUCUUUCUUUCUUUCUUUCUUUCUUUCUUUCUUUCUUUCUUAAUGUAUCAUAUAAUGUUCACCUUUUCUUUUUAUACCACUCUUUUUUAAUUUUUCCCCCCUCUUUAUUUGCUUCCUUCUUUCUUUCAUUCCAUGUUUUCUUUCUUUCGUUUUCUUCGCAAUCAUUUUUCCUCUUCUAUUCAUAUCUAUCUAUCUAUCUAUCUAUCUAUCUAUCUAUCUAUCUAUCUAUCUAUCAAAAAUAG
This is a messenger RNA of Acanthosepion pharaonis, 600 nucleotides long. The record is from the annotation of a GenBank genome assembly. NCBI's taxonomy places the organism in Eukaryota, Metazoa, Mollusca, Cephalopoda, Sepiida, Sepiidae.